AUGAGCCAUCGUCUAAGCUGUCUGAGGAAGACCUGCACACCUUCAAAGUUGAGCCCUCUGAAACAAAACCAAGGAAGGCAAAGUAGAAGACUGAAUGGCCGCCAUGACUGCAGCCGCUGCAGCCAUCACUGCUGCUGCCGUUCCAACCACAUUGAAAGCUUUGCCAGCUAUUUCACCACGGUGCUGAAGCAAGUCCACAUGGGCUUGAGUCUCUCACAGGAGGCCGUGAACAACACGAAUUCCUUCAUGAUGGAUAUUUUCAAGCGCAUUGCCAAAGAGGCUGGAUGCCUGGCCCGCAACAAGAGCCGCACGAUCACCUCCGGAGAGAUACAGACCUCUGUGCACUUGCUGCUGUCUGGGGAGAUCAGCAAGCACACCAUGUCAGAGGCCACCAGAGCAGUCAUCAAAUACGCUACCAGCAGAUAG
Molecule: messenger RNA, 426 nt
Organism: Cervus elaphus (red deer)
Lineage: Eukaryota; Metazoa; Chordata; Mammalia; Artiodactyla; Cervidae
Product: late histone H2B.L4-like
Exons: 1
Coding region: 1-426 (141 amino acids)
Biological process (GO): nucleosome assembly
Cellular component (GO): nucleosome
Molecular function (GO): structural constituent of chromatin; DNA binding; protein heterodimerization activity
Source: RefSeq, a predicted model, not a curated record